Molecule: messenger RNA, 713 nt
Organism: Pseudomassariella vexata
Lineage: Eukaryota; Fungi; Ascomycota; Sordariomycetes; Amphisphaeriales; Pseudomassariaceae
Product: Tim17/Tim22/Tim23/Pmp24 family-domain-containing protein
Exons: 3
Coding region: 158-679 (173 amino acids)
Biological process (GO): protein insertion into mitochondrial inner membrane
Cellular component (GO): TIM22 mitochondrial import inner membrane insertion complex
Molecular function (GO): transmembrane protein transporter activity
Source: RefSeq, a predicted model, not a curated record
UUGAACAAAAUGUCAAAAGAAGCAGGCGGCACCCAGAGGCAGAAUAAAAUCCAUCCUUAUCGCCGCGAUAACCACUUCAGAGCUGACUAUCAUCCGACGACGAUGUGCACCUCGAUCAGCACAACGAAGCCCCAACCGAUCGCACGACCUCAAAACCAUGAAUGGUCUACCAGGAGGAGCCGGGGUCCCGCAGGGCCCGUAUGGUCCUCAGACUGACCCAAAUGUCAAAGCAAUGCAAGCGAUGAUGGAGUCCUGUUUUGGCAAGACGGCAAUCUCAGGAGUCAUGGGUUUCGGAAUGGGCGGUCUGUUCGGAAUGUUCAUGGCAUCUAUGCAAUACGACACCCCCUAUCACGUCCCAGGCGCGCCCGGACCCGCCGAAAACCUCAAAGCCCUCUCGACGAAGGAGCAGGUCAAGAUCGGCCUCAAAGACAUGGGCAGCCGCUCCUAUGGAAUGGCCAAGAACUUCGGCAAGGUGGGCGGCCUGUUCGCGGGCAUCGAGUGCGGCAUUGAGGGGUUCCGCGCCAAGAACGACAUGUUCAACGGCGUGGCUGCGGGAUGUCUCACGGGCGGUAUUCUGGCGCGUUCAGGGGGCCCCAUUGCUGCGGGCGGUGGGUGUGCGGCUUUCGCGGCGUUUAGUGCGGCUAUUGAUGCGUAUAUGAGGAGUCCGGGUGAGGAAUAACGGGGUUUGGGGGUAAUGAUGUGGACUAGGGAGA